Messenger RNA from Balaenoptera acutorostrata (minke whale), 5138 nucleotides. RefSeq names its product URB2 ribosome biogenesis homolog (gene URB2). Lineage: Eukaryota; Metazoa; Chordata; Mammalia; Artiodactyla; Balaenopteridae. Gene Ontology annotation, cellular component: nucleolus. Gene Ontology annotation, biological process: ribosome biogenesis. The record is from RefSeq and is a predicted model, not a curated record. The transcript has 10 exons. The coding region runs from base 335 to 4903 and encodes 1522 amino acids.
CCCCACGUUCCUUCCGCCCCGUCCAGCGCCGCCCCGCCGCUCCCCGCGCAGCCGGAGUCCGGAGGAAGGAGCGCGAAGCCCCACGUGGUGGCCCCGGAGUCGGUCCCGCCGCCGCUGCGGCCGUUCGUCCCCGCGCGGUCCCCAUCCGGGGCUGGCCGCCGGGAGAGCUCCCCACCCGGUGACUGCCCUCCGCCCCGCCCGCCGCCCCUCACGGCGGGGUCUGCGUGAGUUCCUCACCUGGGGGCGGCCUGCAGGUGAGCCCCCUCCCAGCCGGCCCUCCGCCCCGCCCGCAGUCCCUCCCAGGUGACCAGGUGCCUCCAGGUAAAGCGCAGCAAUGGCUGCUGUUUAUUCUGGCAUUUCUCUAAAACUUAAAAGCAAGACAACUUCCUGGGAAGAUAAACUAAAACUAGCUCACUUUGCUUGGAUUUCCCAUCAGUGUGUUCUUCCAAAUAAAGAACAAGUAUUACUUGAUUGGGCACGACAGUCAUUGGUUGCGUUUUAUAAGAAAAAACUUGAACUGAAGGAAGACAUUGUUGAAAGGCUUUGGAUCUAUAUGGAUAACAUUCUACAUAGCAGAAAAUUGCAGAAUCUCCUCAAGAAUGGAAAGACAAUUAACCUUCAGAUUUCCCUCAUCAAGAUCAUCAAUGAGAGAAUGGCCGAGUUCGCUCUCUUGGGAUCUCAGAGGAGCAUCUGUGUUGUGCUGAGCUGCUGCCAGGGUAUCCUCUCGACGCCCGCCCUUGCCGUCAUCUACGCGGCCAGGCAGGAGCUGACGGUCGACCUGCUGAGCCAGCUGUGCUGGUUGGCCUGUAGGCAGCCGGGAGCCGUGAUGCCCCAGUUGUUCGAAGUUCUUCACCUGACCCUCGGCCUUUACCUCUCGAUUCAGCGGCAGCAGGUCAACCCAAGACGCACCUUUGGGGAGGUGACCACACACUUGCUCCAGCCCUGCCUGGUCCUGAGACACUUACUCUCGGCAGGCACGUGGACCCAGGCUGGCCAGGGCCAGCUGCGGCCGGCACUGGGCCGGGACAUUAGGAGUCAGAUUGAGGCCGUGCUUCGAGGCGGAGCUUUUCAGGCCGAGCUGCUCCCUUCCUACAAAGAGGAGCUCUUGGACCAGCAGCAAGGUGACACGAAGAUGGGGGCCAUGAAGAAUCUCCUAGCGCCCCUGGGCACCGUGAUGGCCAGGCUGGUGGAUCCUGGCUACUGUGAACCGUCCCUUCAGGCUGCUGUGGUGGCCAACUCCGUGGCCUUGCUGUACAAGCUCUUCGUAGAUUCUUACCUCACGGAGGGGAACCGGCUGCUCUGCUUCAAGGUGCUCCCUCGGCUGUUUGGUUGCUUAAGGAUUUCCCACCUGCAGGAGGAGCAGUUGCAAGCCCUGCCUGCGUCUGAUUGGACCACGGAACUCCUGGCCUUGGAACAGCUGCUAAAUUCAGUGGCCAAUAGUACUAUCUACAACAUUGCCACUGACCGGAUUCGGCACGGGGAGACUCAGUUCCACUUCUACCGCCGUCUGGCCGAGAUGCUGCUGAACCAUCCGCAGGCCCCCAUGCCAGCCUGGUUCCGCUGCCUCAGGGUUUUGCUGUCUCUGAAUCAUUUGAUUCUGGAGCCAGACCUGGAUGACCUGUUGUCUUCAGCUUGGAUCGACGCAGAAGUCACAGAGUCGCGGACCCAGAAAGCCCAGGAGGCGCUGAUCCACACGCUCUUCCAGACGUUCGCCAAGCUCCGGCAGGUGCCCCGGCUGUUCAGGGAGGUGCUGGGGGUGAUCUGUCGCCCCGCGGCCGAGGCGCUCAGGCUGCCCGUGCUGUCCGCAGGCCCCGCUGCUGUGCUCCGCGAGUGCCUCCCGGAUCUGCCCCCGAGCCAGGUCCUGGACGCCUGGGCCCUCAUGCUGGAGAGGUUCCAAUCCCUGGUCCUGCCUGAUUUGCGGGGUGACAUGGACAUGGCCCUGAAGUCCGUGUCCCUGAGCUCGCUGCUGCACUGCGUCAUGGUCCACGCGCGGAGCCUGGAUGGCGACUCGCCCCUGCCCGUGGUCAGGCGCACGCGGCGCACCAUGGACGAGACGUUGCGGGGCCUCGUGCGGCCCCUGCUGGACCUCCUCCGCCAGCCGCGGCCCUUGGUGCCCGAGCCCUGGCGACAGAGGGUCGGUGACUCUGCGCUCCUGCUCGCCCACACCUGGGCCCAGGUGGACACUGUGCUGGGCUUGAGCUGCGGCCCGUACCGCUCUGAGCCCGGGUCCCUCGCAGGCACCGCCCCGGAGCCCUCGGGCCUCCCCCCGCUGCUCCCGGGCCUGGAGGCCAAGCACUGGAAGGAGAUAGAGGCGUUUACGGCUCAGUCCGACUCCCUCGGCAGGUACUGCUUGGAGCAGCUCCACCUGCAGAGAAUGAGAAACACCUUGCUGCAAACUGGCGUCCAGUCUGAAGAAGCCCUCCUCGCUCUGAGGCGCGACGCCGCCUACAUCCUGGGCUCCGGGAGAGCGAGCCUGACCCGGGGGACGACGGCCUCCUGGGACGGCCAGGUGGGGACGGUGAGUGCGCUCACCUACCCCGUCGCCCACUGGCACUCGGUCGUGUCCCAUCUCACGAUUUUAACACCCUAUCUUUGUCCGGACGACCUGCGGUACCUGGCCGGUGUCCUGCUGAGAACUUUGCCAACGAGCAAAGCCCAGGAGGGCUCAGCGGAGGAGGAGCCAGACAUCACACUUGAAAACAUAUCGAAGGCCGUCCUCCACAGCCCUCUCUUCCCCGAAAUGCAGUCCCUCCACUCUGCGUUCUUACUGUGCGUGACCGCGAGCUGCGCCGGCAUCCUGUGUGCCGGCGCCCGGAGGGGCCCUGCUCUUCUCCGCCAGCAGCUGCCCUGGCUUUUUGAAGGGAAUUAUGUGGCCGUGGCUCACUGGGAAAGCAGAUUUCCAAAGGUCGGAUCUGAAGGCAUAGAGCCAAGAGGAGAAAUCGCCCAGAGCUUACUCUCCUUGGCCAGGGGUGACUCCGCCGUUGAGCUGGAGGGGGAGCAGCUGGAGGGCGUUCUUCGGCUUUUGGAGGUUCUUUCUGCUCUGCAGCUGGACAGCCUCCUGCCCCCCUGUCACGUGCAUUGUUUUCUCCUGUUGCUGACCGUGGCCGUCACCACGCCGGGCAGCUCUUGCCCCUCCUCGCUGACCCUCAGGUGUUUGAUGACGUGCUACCGGCUCCUCGGUCACCUGCAGAGAGGGAAGAGCGCCCAGUCGGCGCUCAGGGUCACGUACGUUAGCGACAUCUUUGAGAUCACGCUGACCUCCUUGUUCAGAGCCAGUAGGCGGUUUCUUGUGGACGUGGAUGACCCCUCUUGGCUGGAAUUCCUCCAGGUGGUGGGGACCUUCUUAGAACAGCCGCUGCAAAUGCUGCUCCAGAGGAAGCUCAGCCCGGGGCUCAAUUUCGGGAAAAUCCUCGCAUUCCUCUCGAGGUCCCAUCUGUGCCCUGAAGCAACUUCAGGCAGACGGUCGGAAGAUCAGACACCUCUGGGCCAGCAGCUCCUUCUGGUGUCUUUAACCAAGCUGUGCCAAGUGCUGGGGCCUUUAGUCAAGGCGCAGAAGCAGCACGAGGCCCUGGAAGCGCCGUGCGAGCUGUUGCAGGCGGCCGUGCUGCAGGCGGGGGCCGUGCUCCAGCUCUGCGCCGCCCGCGGGGCCCGGGACCGCCGCCUCCCGCCCCCCGUCCUCUCGUCGGUCGCCUCGCUCUUGGAGGCCGAUUUGGCCCUGUGCUCCGGGCACAGCGGGACGGAGGUUCCCGGAGGGACGGACCACGUGCUGCUGCCCCAUGCCGCCCUCUACCAGGCUGUCUACUCUCAGAUCCUGUCGGAGUUGGCGGCUCUAGCAGGAGACACCCCAUCUCUCCAGGCAGCCGUGCAGUUUUUGACUCUGUUCUUUUUAGCCCCAGAACUGCACCCCCAGAAGGAGUCUGUGUUUACCUCCGUGUUUCGAUCUGUGAGAAAAGUCCUUGCAGAUCCUGCGAUUCCGGUUCAGGUAGUUGAGGAGAUAGAGCCUCAUUUGGGAGCCUUGUUCACCCAAAUGUUGGAGGUUGGGACGACAGAGGACUUCCGGAUGGCGCUGCAGUGUAUCCUCCGGGGAUUGGACGUCAGUAACGUGUGGAGAGCAGAUCUGCAGGCUGUUUUGUCGGCUGUGACGUUGGUCAAAUUGCUCUUGAACUGCCCAUUUGGUGGCGAGAAGGCCAGUUUGUUCUGGCGUGCGUGCCCACAGGUGGUCAUGGCUCUAAUGCUGCAGACCCGAGAGGCUUGUCGGGAACAGCCCAUGGCGCUGGCACUGGUCGGGCCCAUCUUGGACGUCCUGGCUACGCUGCUGAGGCAGGGGGAGGAGACCAUCAGCAACCCGCACCACGUUGGCCUGGCCUUCGGCGUCCUGCUGGCCGUGCCCUUGGACGCCCUGAGGCCUCCCGAGUAUGAGCGCAUCUUCCUGCGGGUCCACAACGUGCUCUUCUCAAUCCUGCAGUGUCACCCGAAGGUAAUGCUGAAAGCCAUCCCUUCUUUCUUGAACUGUUUUCAUAGAUUGGUGUGUUCAGUUAUACGCGAAGGGCGGCAGAAGGACAAAGGAGGCGCAGAGGACCUGCCAGUGGUGCUGGAGUGCGCCCGCCUCGUGGAAAGGAUGUACAGCCACGUGGCACUGCGGGCCGAGGAGUUCAGGGUGUUUUCCCCCUUCAUGGUGGCCCAGUAUGUGAUGGAGGCGCAGAAGGUCACCUUGUAUCCGGCGGUGAAAGGCCUCCUGCAGGAGGGCAUCUACCUCAUCCUGGACCUGUGCAUCGAGCCCGACAUCCAGUUCCUGCGGGCCUCGCUGCAGCCGGGGGUGCGAGACGUCUUUAAGGAGCUGCACAGUGAUUACGUGAAGUACCACAAGGCAAAGCACGAGGGAGAGAGAAGAUACGCCGUCUAAGCCGCGCACAGACGUGCAGCCGUGGCCCCGGGUCCAAGAGAGCUGGAGGAUGCAGGACUCAGAUGCUUGAAUCCGCGGCAUUGAAACACGUGGAAAAUCCUUUGGAGUUUAUAUAAUAUGUAUUGCAUUUUACAGUUAUUUUUUCACACUAUUUCUUAACAUUUUUUUAUGCAGUAAGUAUUGCAAUAGAAUCCUGAAAAUAGAUCCUGAAUUCAAUAAAAUUUGCCAGAUCUCC